CUGAAUAAUAGACAUAGCAGCGACAUUUGUUGUAAUUACCACUCCUCUGCCAUGGAUAUGGAUAACCUACCUCCACCGCUAAUCCUUGAAAUCCUCAGCCGACUAGCUGACUCAAUAGACCUAGCUCGUUGCCGAGUCGCCUCGAAAACCCUCAACACACUCUCUCGCGAUGUCCGAUCCAUCAAUCUCAAUUGCUCCUUCGAUCGUUACACCAAGUCCCGAUCUCCUGACAUACGGGAUUCCAUUACACCCUUCAAGCGAAUCUUCAAUAAACUGAUUUCUGAAUUGAGCAUUGUGGAGGCCAUUUCCAUUGGGGUCGAGAAACCUUUCGAAACAUUGGAUAAGACACCGUUAGGAUAUGUGAAUGAUUUGUACUUGACGGAUGUUAAUUUUGUUGCCCACUGGUUGCCUAAGGUUAACGAAAAGUUGAGAGCUCUUUCCAUAUCGGACUUUUGGGUUCAAUCUCGUUGGCGACCAUCAAAUAUCCUUGCUCUUAUCUCUUCCCAUUGCCAUCAUCUUCUUGAAUUAGAGAUUAAGAAUUCUUGGCUGUCAGUGGAUGGUUUGCUUCUGAUGCCCAAGCUUACAACUUUGACUCUGGAAUUUAUUACGUUGGAUGAUGAAAACCUAGAGAAGGUGAACCAGUGCUUCCCAUAUUUGCAAGUUCUGAAUCUGAUUGGGGUCGAAGGACUUAAAGAACCUAAGAUUCAUCUCGAGCACCUCAAACAUUGUCAUUGGACAGUAUCAAAUGGCCCACGUUCUGUGACUAUAGUUGCACCCAAACUUGUCCAACUCAAUCUUCUUUGUGUGAAGCCAAAUGGCCCACGUUCUGUGACUAUAGUUGCACCCAAACUUGUCCAACUCAAUCUUCGUUGUGUGAAGCCAAAGAUGCUUGUUAUUGAUACCCCAUUCCUGUCUUAUCUACACCUCACUCUCCAGGGAGCACGCAGCUUCAAAGUGCAAGAGUUUCACAACUUGGAUACCCUGCAUCUUGAGUCACCCGACCUUGGCAACCUGCUUUGCUCAUUUCAAUUUGGUAGAACCGCUAACAAUUUAGUGUUGGGUGCAAAAAAUCGGACAGAACUAUUAGGACAGAUAACAUUUUGCUUUGAAAUGCUGUUUGUUGAAUUUCCUAAUGUUAAAGCUAUCACUGUAGCACCUCAAGUUUGGGCAGCGUUUCAGUGGAACUUUUCUGUUGGUGAUUUAGAAUUAGAAGUGAGGACAUAUCCCAAGGGGUUGAAAGAGAUUACUGCAUAUUUGAUGAUGCUUAAUGUUGAUGUGACAUUAAAAUUCAUUUCCCAUAUAGUGAAUAUUUGCACUAGCUUAUGUGACAUGGCAUUGUUUAUUCCCCGUGGUCUUCGCUCUAAUGAUGCCAGCGACUUCAUAACAAAGUGCACUGCCCAAUGUUCGAAGGUAAGAUUGAGAUGGGGAACAUGGAAAGAAGGAACAAAAGAUGCUUGGAUUUCUGAUGGCGUGUAGACAUUCAGACUGCCUGAAGCUUCCUUUGCAAUUAGAAAGAAGAUUGAUUAUCUGUUUGGAUGUUCAACUCUACUCGACAAGAACAUUGCUUCCUUCGGACAACACGAAAGCUAUAGAAAUGCAAAAUUUAGCCUGUACUGUUAGUGCCAGGGUAAGCUUUCUGGUUGCUUGGUUUUUCGCUGGCUUCAUUUGCUGCCUCUUUGCCCUUUUGGAAUGAUUAAAAGUUUAUUUCCCACCACAGUAUUCCGCAGGCCCUUGAGAAUUAGUUCAGGCGAUUGGAUUAAAUUGCUUGGUAUUACGACAGAUUUUGUCUUGUGUAGAUUUUUUGAUUGAGCAAAUGUGAUGUAAAUUCUAUAGAAUUCACAACUGAUGUCCUUAGUUGUGAUCGGUUUUGUGCUUAAAAAUGUCACCGUUGAUGCUGUGAAUUUGUAACCCCAACAAGAAUCUUUUGCCAUUAAAAUUUAUUUAUUGAUGUAAAAUUUAACAAAUAUAGAAUUAAGU
This is a messenger RNA of Nicotiana attenuata, 1977 nucleotides long. RefSeq names its product F-box/LRR-repeat protein At4g29420. The record is from RefSeq and is a predicted model, not a curated record. NCBI's taxonomy places the organism in Eukaryota, Viridiplantae, Streptophyta, Magnoliopsida, Solanales, Solanaceae. Bases 52 to 1476 code for a protein of 474 amino acids. Gene Ontology annotation, molecular function: protein binding. The transcript has 2 exons.